ACACAUGCGAAACUCGCCUUCACCUUUGCGGCCUGCAUCGGGGAAAACAAGUGAGUGUCGCGAAGAUACCGAAUGUGGGGAGCAAUUGAAGCGAUGUGUGCUGCCAACGAAGAGCGGGGGUAAAAAGCGUCGGCUGGAGGUUGAUGCAGCGGCAGGCGAAGUACUCAACCUAGCACGUCAAUCACCAAAGAAGCCAACGCGUUCGCCAAGCCGCUCCGCAACGCCAGAAAACUUUGCCGCGAGGAACGCUGAAAAUCAGCAUCCACAGCUGUCCGAGAGUACCUCCAACCUAUUUGCUGCACUCCAGGGUCCACUCGCACCGUUACUGCUGCAAAAUCAUCUUGGUAUUGCGUCCCCCAGCCUUGGCGCCACUGAGAUCCAGCAAGCUUUCCAGCUGCAGCUGCAAAGUUAUGUUGAGAUGAUGCGCCAGGUAACGCCGGAUAACUUUCAAAAUCCCACUUCAUCACAUUUUCUGCUACAAAACUCGCUGCAAGCAAUGGCGCAGUUUCAAGCAUUGCAACAAUUGAAGCAGCAGCAACAGGAAUCAAAGCACUUUUCCACACCUUUGGCAUCAUCACCACUGCGCAGUCCCUCGCUGAGUCCAGUAUGUCGGCAUAACCACUCCAAAGCCUACAAUCACACGCACGAUGAACAAGAGAGUGGCGAAAAUACUUCACAACAGACCACACCACCCAAUUCGGCCGUCGGUCUGCAAAUGGGCAGCGCCAUUUUAACGCCAAACACACCCGGCAUGUCUUCCAUAUUCCCCACGAAUGCGCUAUCCGCCGCCGCCGCCGCUCGCAGUCUCGACCAAUCGCCCGAAGAGACGACCGACCUCGAAGAAUUGGAGCAGUUUGCCAAAACGUUUAAGCAACGCCGCAUAAAACUCGGCUUCACGCAAGGCGAUGUCGGUUUAGCCAUGGGCAAGCUUUACGGCAAUGAUUUCUCGCAAACCACAAUCUCCCGAUUUGAGGCGCUCAACCUCAGCUUCAAAAACAUGUGUAAGCUGAAACCGCUGCUGCAAAAGUGGCUGGAGGAUGCCGACAAUACAAUCACAAAGACAGGCGGCGUUUUCUCGCUCAGCUCGAUGACCACAACGCUCACCACACCGGAAAAUAUAAUCGGACGCCGUCGCAAGAAACGCACCUCCAUCGAAACGAACGUGCGCAGCUCGCUCGAAAAGGCGUUCAUGGUCAACUGCAAACCCACCUCGGAGGAUAUAAACAAUUUGGCGGAAAGGCUGAAUAUGGACAAGGAAGUGGUGCGCGUGUGGUUCUGCAAUCGGCGGCAGAAGGAGAAACGCAUCAAUCCCGCCAUGGAUCUGGACAGCCCAACGGGUACGCCGCUCAGCAGCCAUAUAUUCGGCUUUCCAGCGCAAGCGCUCAGCAUGUCGAACAGCCACGAGGCCUCUUCGAUGUGUGGCAGCUCUAUCAGCUCGCUAUCGCCGCACUGUAUUAGCGGUAAGCAGGAAUGAUCCAACGAUUACCGAGAUAUGACGCGAAAAAUGUUAUAUCGAGAAAUGCACGCACCCAGCCUGCCGUGUCUACAGCAGCAAUACUCGUCGCUGAAAUAUGCCGACCGUGCAUCACAAGCGCUACACGAAUGCCGGCGCGAGCUGCCCAGGAUUUGGCACUUUUGCGAGAAACCGAUUUGUAAAAUGUCCGCGUUCGAAACGUAUUCGCAUUGCACGGAGCUACUUUAAACAUAUUCAUCUUGAAUGUACGAGUACUUAAGAUAAAUACAUACAUAAGUGUAUAUACAUAUUUUAUAGUAGAAAUUAUGUAAGUAGGUAUUGUAUGCGUAGUAAUGUAUUGUAGCAUUUAAAUAGUUUACAAAAAUAUCUAUCUCAUGACCAUAUCAAUACAGACAACAGACAAAGCCAUAAUCUAAUUAUAAUUAUUUAAAAAAAAUUACAUGCUCCAAAUGUGUAUUUUUAAAUGUGUAUAUGUAUAGUAUUAGUUUAAAUGCAUACAUAUGUAUAACCCCAUGUACUGUAUUUGUAAGCGAAAAUGUAUAAUUUAUGGUCAAAUGUUUGUCUCACACAUAUGGAUACAGACGAACAAAAUUACUUGUUGUAUCUAAUUGAUAUUUUUUCUUAG
Rhagoletis pomonella (apple maggot) is the source of this 2099-nucleotide messenger RNA. RefSeq names its product POU domain protein 2-like. The transcript is spliced from 4 exons. The record is from RefSeq and is a predicted model, not a curated record. Gene Ontology annotation, biological process: regulation of transcription by RNA polymerase II. The coding region runs from base 5 to 1474 and encodes 489 amino acids. Gene Ontology annotation, molecular function: DNA-binding transcription factor activity, RNA polymerase II-specific; RNA polymerase II cis-regulatory region sequence-specific DNA binding. NCBI's taxonomy places the organism in Eukaryota, Metazoa, Arthropoda, Insecta, Diptera, Tephritidae.